Molecule: messenger RNA, 3518 nt
Organism: Melospiza melodia melodia
Lineage: Eukaryota; Metazoa; Chordata; Aves; Passeriformes; Passerellidae
Gene: ARSK
Product: arylsulfatase family member K
Exons: 9
Coding region: 145-1797 (550 amino acids)
Molecular function (GO): arylsulfatase activity; glucuronate-2-sulfatase activity
Source: RefSeq, a predicted model, not a curated record
GCACUGGGCAUCGUGGGAGUUGUAGGCCGCAGUGAGCGGGUAGCGUGCGCAGGGUCAAAUCUUUCGCUGUGGCCAGAGCCCCGGAAUCUGCUUUCGGAGCUGCUGCUCCUCGGUUAGAGAGCUGGGGGCCACGGUGGAGGGGCGAUGCGAGACUGCGGGCCGCUGCGAGACGGCGGGCCGCUGGGGCUAGCUGGCGUGGCGCUGCUCCUCAUGGCCGCCGGGGCGGGAGCAAGGCCGCGGCCCGCCGUCCCCGGGGACCAGCCCCGAUCUAACGUGGUGUUGGUGGCCUGCGACUCCUUGGAUGGACGCUUGACAUUUUUCCCCGGAAAUCAGACUGUGGAUUUACCUUCCAUAAAUUUUAUGAAAAGACGUGGCACUGUCUUUCUCAAUGCCUACACCAAUUCUCCAAUUUGUUGUCCUUCGCGUGCAGCUAUGUGGAGUGGUCUUUUCACUCAUAUAACAGAAUCUUGGAAUAACUUCAAAGGUCUAGAUCCAGAUUAUGUAACAUGGAUGGAUCUCAUGGAGAAGCAUGGCUACCAUACGCAGAAGUUUGGGAAAUUGGACUUUACUUCCGGACAUCAUUCAGUAAGUAACCGUGUGGAAGCUUGGACUAGGGAUGUUAACUUCCUGCUCCGACAAGAAGGAAGACCCAUGGUGAAACUUACAGGCCAUAGGAAGCAGUUUAGAGUAAUGGAAAAAGAUUGGCAGAAUACUGAUAAAGCAGUAAAUUGGAUAAAGGAAGAAGCUGUUAACUUUACUCAACCAUUUAUUCUUUACUUGGGACUAAAUUUACCACACCCGUAUCCAUCACCCUAUGCAGGAGAAAAUUUUGGAUCCUCUACAUUUUUAACAUCUCCCUAUUGGCUUGAAAAGGUAAAUUAUGAAGCUAUUAAAAUACCCAAGUGGUCUCCUCUUUCAGAGAUGCAUCCUGUAGACUAUUACUCAUCAUACACCAAGAAUUGCACAGGAGAGUUUACAAAGGAAGAAGUCAGAAAUAUUAGAGCAUUUUAUUAUGCUAUGUGUGCAGAGACAGAUGCCAUGCUGGGAGAGAUUAUUUCAGCUCUGCGAGAUACUGGGCUUCUUGGAAAAACAAUUGUUAUAUUCACUGCAGAUCAUGGAGAACUUGCUAUGGAACACCGUCAGUUUUAUAAAAUGAGCAUGUAUGAGGGAAGUUCCCACAUUCCUCUUUUAGUUAUGGGACCAGGUUUAAGAGAACAGCAACAAAUACCAAAUGUAGUAUCUCUUGUGGAUAUCUAUCCUACUAUGCUUGAUAUAGCAAGAAUUCCUGUGCCACAGAACCUCAGUGGAUAUUCUCUUAUACCGCUGCUACGUGAAAAGGCUGAGAGUGAGGUUUCACCCAGAGGACCUCGGCCCUCGUGGGUGCUGAGUGAGUUCCAUGGGUGCAAUGUGAAUUCCUCUGUGUAUAUGCUGAGAACUGGCAAGUGGAAAUACAUCACCUACUCGGAUGGCUCUUCAGUACUGCCCCAACUCUUUGACCUUACUGCUGAUCCAGAUGAGCUUACAAAUCUUGCCAUAAAAUUCCCAGUAACUGUACAUUCUUUGGACAAAAUACUUCGCUCUAUAGUAAACUAUCCAAAGGUUUCUUCUUCUGUUCAUGAGUACAACAAGCAACAGUUUAUCAGUUGGAAACAAAGUUUGGGUCAAAAUUACUCAAGUGUUAUUGCAAACCUUAGGUGGCAUCAAGACUGGUUAAAGGACCAAAAAAAGUAUGAGAAUGCAAUUGACAAGUGGCUUGACUGUCCAGAGAAGCCCAGUGCAUGGGGACAGGCUUCUUGAAAAUUCAGGAAACUCCAGGAAUGGGCCAGCUCACAGAGCAGAGCUUGUUGUUUUUCAGGAGACCAGGUAAAAUCAUUCUUCUGCUGGGUCACAUAUCUUGCAGUCUGAUUGUAAUAUGGAAUAGGUAUCCUCCAAAAACGCAAAGUAGAAAGAUGAAAGAGAAAUUAUUAAAACAGAAGGCUGCACUUGCUGGUGUGGUAUUUAGAAGAGUUCUAGUAUCUGUUAGUCUUGAGGAAUAAUUAGAAAGAUUUGUGUUUUCCAGGAGACCAGAACUUUUUGAAUGUUUGUGACAAUGGGAGUCAGAGCUGGGAAAUGGUGAUGAUAGGUAAAAAGGACUAGAAAAGAUUAAAAAAUAAUUGGAUGCCUUUAUUUCAGGAAAAAGUGUAAGGAACUUAGAUUAAUAGAAGGUAUAAAAUAAUUCAGAAAAACAGAAUUUCCUUUUUGUACUAUUGUGUUCUCUGUAAUUUUUUUAAUGUCUUACUUGGUUCUACCAGUUUUCCAUGAAGUUUCUUUAGAAGCAAGACUAGAAUUAUUUCCUUGUGCUUUUAUUUUCUUGGUCUUCUUUUAGAUUCUUAGCAGGGAUUUCUACUUGUAGACACUGUAAAGGAAUACAGGUUCCUAAAUUUGUGUCUUCUUGAGUACUAUUUUCAAACUUAACACUUGCAAAAAUAUUGAAAGUGAUCUUCUUUUAUAGGAGAUGUUGAUGCUAUAGGAGAUGUUGAUGAUGGGCAUUGAUUAAAGGUGUUGAUAUUUGACUGGCUGGAUUGGGAUGGACAGACACCCUUCCUCAACAAAUCUAAGUUAAAGCCCUCUUGAGGAGUUUGUCAAGUCUCUGACCAAAGAUUCUUUUCCCUGCUUUGUCAGAUGGGCCCCAUUGCCCUCAGGAAGCCAGGGCAUGGGAAAAGGGCUGAGUAACCUAAGUCCUGACUAUGGCACCAUGGUUUCAAUAAUUUUUUGCCCCUCCAGGGUCAUCUGGCCCUUUCAUAAUAAUAUAAUUUCAUAAUCUGUGAGCCCAUAAAGAAAAUGCACCUUAUCAUUGUGGUUUCAGAUUGCUCAGGCAUAGCUAAGAAUAGGCCUUUGAAAUGUGAGGAAGUGUGUCAAAGCUUAUCCUCACAAUUGUGCUAUAAGCCAUUAGCAACAAGAAUAAAGCAUAUUGUUAAUUUAAACAAGUUUAGAAAACCAGGAUAGCAGUGUCAUCUUUCAAACUGAUUUUUCACUCUUCUUUUCCUCUUCUGUUUUAUUAGAUUUUAAAGUGAAAGAUAACAUGUAUCUUUCUGAAAUUCCUUGCUGUCAAAUGCUGUAUUAUAGCUUUUGCUAAACAUAGGUACUUGUUUCAGCUUUUGUGAAGUCACAUUACCUUUAAUUCUUCUCUCUUACUGAAGCUGCAACAAUUAGAAGGUUAAAAUUAAAAUUGGAAGCAAUAAACCUCUCCAUAAAACAUCUUUAAUCUUACAGAUCGAACUAUCCUUAGAUCUUUAGGCUUAUAUAAUACUGAAAAUUCCACUGAUGCUUUGAGCCAUGGAAAGCUGGUAUUUUUACACAAUUCCUUGUAAACAGUAAGUCUAUAUAUAUAUACCCUUAUUGUUUUUAGAGCAACUCCUUACUGGAAACCUAGAGAAACUUUGAGAUUUAAUGAAAUGUAAUGAGUAACAGCGUAUAUAAGAUGGCUAAAGAAUUUAUUCACAACAAACAGCCAUUCUUUUCUUCAGAAUUAUAAACUU